AUGGCUCAUAAGAGUAACAUGGCUGUGCCAUCUUAUGGCACUGUUAGUAGUUCAAAUUUUCAGAACCGUUUUGCUACUUCUUUUUCUAACCCUCAAAAUGCUGCAAGUGGGCCUGCUACUGGUAGAGCGGCACCGCUUUCUGGUUUUCCAAUAUCACCAUCACUGUCACCUUUUGAUACUCUGCUACUACUGCUCAACUCUCCUUUGAGCGAGUCUACUACUGCUCAACGCUUUCCUUUGAGAGAUGCUAAUGCUACUACUGCUCAACGCUUUCCUUUGAGAGAUGCUAAUGCUACUACUGCUCAACUCUCUCCUUCGAGAGAUGCUAAUGCUACUCCUGCUCAACUCCUUCCUUUCAGAGAUGCUAAUGCUACUACUGCUCAACUCUUUCCUUUGGGAGAUGCUAAUGCUACUACUGUUCAACUCUUUCCUUUCAGAGAUCCUACCCCAGCUGAGGAAGAAGAUCAAGGAUGUUGUUUCUAA
Vicia faba (fava bean) is the source of this 483-nucleotide messenger RNA. The record is from the annotation of a GenBank genome assembly. Lineage: Eukaryota; Viridiplantae; Streptophyta; Magnoliopsida; Fabales; Fabaceae.